This is a messenger RNA of Onychostoma macrolepis, 8865 nucleotides long. RefSeq names its product AT-rich interaction domain 4B (gene arid4b). The record is from RefSeq and is a predicted model, not a curated record. The coding region runs from base 266 to 4099 and encodes 1277 amino acids. Gene Ontology annotation, molecular function: transcription cis-regulatory region binding. Lineage: Eukaryota; Metazoa; Chordata; Actinopteri; Cypriniformes; Cyprinidae. The transcript is spliced from 24 exons. Gene Ontology annotation, cellular component: nucleus. Gene Ontology annotation, biological process: regulation of transcription by RNA polymerase II.
GUUUGUGUAUCCUUCAGUCCGUUUCAGAAGCGGAGAGGAUUACCACCGAAAACGAGUGCGAUUGCGGAGCGAUUUUGUCGGAUUCGCAUCCCGACACCUUCCCUACAUUUUCGGACGACGUUUCCAGCGCUGAUCCUCGAUGAUUUUGCACGAUUCUCCAAUGGAUUACUAAUUAAGCGCAGGAACAUCGCGAUCUGUUGGGAUAUAUCAGCUGAAGAUCUGAAAGUGAGUUCACUCGAGAGGAUCACCGUCACCGUGGACGGAGAUGAAGACACUGGAGGAGCCCCCUUACCUGACCGUUGGCACUGACGUGAGCGCCAAAUACAGAGGGGCGUUCUGUGAGGCCAAGAUCAAGACCGCCAAGAGACUCGUCAAAGCAAAGGUCACCUUCAAACCUGACUCGUCCACUGCGGAGGUGCACGAUGAACACAUCAGAGGAGUGCUGAAGGUGGGCGCUGUGGUGGAAGCCAGGAACCAAGAUGGGAUCUAUCAGGAGGCCACCAUCAACAAACUCACUGACGCUAGUUUGUACACCGUCGUGUUUGAUGACGGUGAUGAGAAGACCCUCAGGCGCUCGUCUCUCUGCCUGAAAGGAGCGCGUCACUUCGCUGAGAGUGAGACGCUCGACAGGCUUCCUCUGACCAAUCCCGAACACUUCGGCACUCCUGUCAUCGGCAAAAAAGGAAACCGUGGAGGCCGACGCUCCAAUCCCAUUCAAGAAGAGGUGUCAUCUUCAUCAUCUAGUGAGGAAGAGGAGGGCGAUCAGCAACAAAACGAAGAGCUUUAUGGCAAAGUGGUGUGUGUGGACGGAGUCGUCACUAGUGACAAAAAGAAAACCACGUGGUAUCCUGCGCUGGUCAUCUCUCCAGACUGUCAUGAAGAUGUGACAUUGAAGAAAGACAACGUUUUUGUUCGCUCCUUCAAAGAUGGAAAAUUUUACACAGUUUUACGGAAAGACAUUCGAGAGCUGGAUGAAGAGAAAGCUCCUAAAGCGGACGCAGGACUCAAACCAGCGUUAGAUGCAGCGUGGGAUUUCCAGCGUAACGGCACUGUGCCCAACACGUGGAGGACGGAGGUGAAGGAUGAAAGCUCCAGCAGUGAGGAAGAUGAGGAGGAAGAGGAGGAGGAGCAAGAGGAAGAGGCCAGCAGCGAGGAGGAAGAGGAGGAAGUAGAGCCGUUCCCAGAAGAGAAGGACAACUUCCUGCAGCAGCUUUACAAAUUUAUGGAGGAUAGAGGAACUCCUAUCAAUAAGCGACCGGUGCUGGGCUACAGGAAUCUGAAUCUUUUCAAACUCUACAGGCUGGUGCAUAAGCUCGGAGGAUUUGACAACAUCGAGAGCGGAUCUGUCUGGAAGCAGGUGUAUCAGGAUCUGGGCAUCCCCGUGCUCAACUCCGCAGCCGGUUACAACGUCAAAUGUGCCUACAGAAAGUAUCUGUAUGGCUUUGAGGACUACUGCACCUCCACAGGAAUCAACUUCCGCAUGGAUCUGCCGUAUAAGACGGCUGAGAAAACGAGCUCGAAGAGCGAGGUGAACACGGAGGAAACGGCCAGCGGUGGAAACGCUGUCUCUUUAAGCACACCCAGCGCAGGAGAAGAACAGAAAGCCCUCAAAGAAGCAGAGACCUCCAGCACGCAGCAUGUGGUUAAGGAGGAGAACGCAGAAUCCACAGCGCCGUGUGAAGAUAAAGCGGACAUCAGCAGCGUAAAUGAGGAGGACGAUAACCACGCCGAUGAAGAGGAGAACGAUACGAAAGAGGAGGACAAAGAGUGCCCCCCGACAGCGCAGAGUCCCGUCACUGAGAGCGUGAAGGAGGAACCGUGUGAGGAACCCGACAACAAAGAUCUGUCAGGGGAUGUCAGCAGUCAGGAGUGGGAGGAAGGGGAGGAGUUUGAGUGUUAUCCUCCUGGGAUGAAGGUGCAGGUGAGGUAUGGGCGAGGCCGCAAUCAGAAGACGUACGAAGCCACUGUGAAAGAGUCAGACCUGGAGGGGGGAGAGGUGCUCUACCUGGUGCACUACUGUGGCUGGAACGUCAGGUAUGACGAGUGGGUCAAAGCCGAUAAGAUUGUCAGACCAGCCAAUAAGAACGUCCCUAAAAUAAAGCACCGCAAAAAAAUAAAGAAUAAAGCCGAACGAGAAAGAGACCGAAUAGAGAGACUGACAGACAGAGAGGAUCUUCCUUCAUCCAAAAAUCGCAUCAACCGAUUGUCCAAACCGAACUCCGGCAGUGAUGCUUUCUCCACGAUGGAGGAGUAUGGUGAUAAAGGAAGCCAGCAGACGCCCGUCAAGCCCAUUGAGAUCACAUCCAUUCUCAACGGCCUCCCAGGCUCUGAAAGCUCCUCAGACGACAGUGAGCGAGAAGACGACGGUGACGCUGAUCACGACGAAGAGGAUCAUCCAGGAGCUCGAGCGAGCCUUCGGAAAGCAGGUCUUCCAGAGCGCCCGCGUACACCACAGCACUGGGACAGCGGAAGCCCGUCUGAAGCCUUCAAAGCUCCCGCGGUCGCGGACGAGGAGCCGAGCGUCCAGGACGGCCCAGAAACGGGCAAGAGAAAGGGCCAAUUUGAGGUGGAGCUCGAAGGUUCUGGCGGCAGAAGAAAAAAGGCAGAAGGUCAAGGCGAACGCGCUUUGAAAAGCCCAGCGAAAGGCAAAACUAGAAGCAGCAGAGGAGGCGAUUGGCUGCCAAGUAGUUCACCCAAAAAGUUAGAAGAACGAGGCCCGGUGGAGGAUAGAGGCGCUCAAUCGUGUAGCAGCUCUGAGGACGAAGCAGAUCCUCCAACAGAACCACAAACCAAGGAAGAACCAAGAGGAAAUCCCAAAACCAAGGGCUCCCCUUCAAAGAAAUACAACGGAGUGAAGGAGAAGAAUAAAAGAGGGCGUUCGGGAUUCUGGGAGAUCCCGGAGAAAAGAGCCAAAAUAUCCACAGGGAUUGAAGAAAGGUCACCUGGCUGUCGUACCAAAGGCCAGAAGGACGUGUGGUCCAGUAUCCAAGUUCAAUGGCCCAAGAAGACCCUAAAGGAGCUGUUUUCAGACUCGGAUACCGAGGCGGCUAACUCGCCUCCGCCCGCCGUAACGGCUCCGGAUGAGCCCUGCGUCGAACCCGCCCGGGACGAGGAGAUCGCCGAGGACAAGCUGCAGGAGCAUCCGAGCAGCGGCACCAAUUCGGUCCUCAACACGCCUCCGACUACGCCGGAGUCGCCUGCUGUGGGCGAAGGACCCGCUGAGGUCCGAGCACCGUCGUCGCCCGCCGUGCCACCCGCCAGUCCUCCAGCUGUCUCUUCACCGACAGGAGCUCUGAUGGAGGAGCAGGCGGGGGGGCGCAGCGAGUCCGACAGCAGCACAGUGGAGGUGGAGAGCUUGGGUGGAGAAAUCCAGGAGAUUCCUCAAGAGGAGGGGGCAGGUUCCCCUUCCAAGGCCUUCGAUGGAAACCUGUCCUGCAACAGUAACAGCAACUGUAGCCUCACGCUAAGCAACUGCAGCCAGCAGGAGAGCGAGCAGAAGAAUAAAGCCGCAUCCAGUCAGAAGCGACACAAGGAGUCUCAAGGCGGCGGAGCAUCAAAGAAACACAAGCGCAGUCAUAAAAACCUGAGCUUACAUCCCAAGAAGAGCCGCAAACCAGCCCACAGCAGUGACAGUGAGGACCAGUGUAUGAGCGAGAGCACUGCCAAAUCCCCCUCAUCCAAGAGCAGCAGCGAGCUGAAGACAGCCAUCCCUCCCAAGUGCUCCGGCCGGACGCCCCCCUCAGGCCACAAGUACCACAAACACGGCGAGCCGGAGCACUCCCACGGCCGGAGCAAGUGGAGCUUCCAGAUGUCGGACCUGGAGAAGAUGAGCAGUCUAGAGCGGAUAGCUUUCCUUCAGGAAAAACUGCAGGACAUCAGGAAUCACUACCUCCUGCUCAAAUCUGAGGUGGCCUCCAUCGACAGGAGACGCAAGCGCAUGAAGAAGAAGGAGAGAGAGACAGGUGCAGCGGCGGCCUCGUCCUCGUCCUCGUCCUCGCCGUCCUCCAGCUCUCUGACGGCGGCUGUCAUGCUGACUCUGGCCGAGCCCACGGUGUCCGGCGCACCGCAGAGCUCGGGGCUGUCCGUGGAGUGCAGGUGACAGCAGCGGGACGCCGGCGGCGAGCAGCACAGAGCACUUAACCAGCACCCGGCCCGCCUCGGCCUGCCCCAGAGACACAGCGACGGCACGAAACCAUAGCCACCAGACAGCAACAAGCACUAUUUUAUAUCGACAACUGUUUCCUUGGCAAGCUAAUUGCACUCAAGUGCACUUUUUUUCUUGAGAGUUGUGGGUGGGUCGGGUUUGACAACAGGACAAAGACUAUUUCUGUUUGUUUGUUCGUUCGUCCGUUCCUUUUACAAACCAGUCCCUUCAUUUUUGACCAUUAUGAAUAUUUGAUUCUGUCUUUGAAUAUGAAUUCAUCUACAGUGAGUGAACUCUGUAAUUCACCCUCAGAUCCACCGGUAUGAAGUCGGUCCCGGGCCAGAGCUGUUUAUGAGGCGGCGGAGUUUAGAAACAUGGAAAUACACCGAUGGUCAGUCGACGCUCCAGUGCCUUACGGUUUGGGCACUCGUGAGGAAUGCUGGGAAACGCUCAGUGCUGGGUAACCUGUAAUCCAGGGGUAGAUGUGUGUGCUUCAUAACAGAGCCCAAACUCACAUGAAACAGAAUGUCUGGUUUUCUUUUUAAUCAAAACAGGAAUCAAGAGUCUGUCCAGGUCAUAUUUCACCCUAAAAUUAUAUAUAUGUAUUUAUAUAUAUAAAAAAAAAAAAAUUGCUCAAAGAAAACAAAGAUAUAAAGUAAAUUUACUGCAUUUUUUAAAUUGUGAUUUCCCCCCCGCCCCCCCCAAAUAUAUGUUAUUAUUUAUUAAAUAUAAUUUUUUUUUUAAUACUGUAUUACAGUAAUAAGAAUCACCACUGAUUCAUAAUUUCACAAUGAAUGCAAUUUGCAUUCAUUUCUAUAUAUAUAUAAAAUACUGUAUUACAGUAAUGAGAUUUAUGAUAAUCACUGAGAAUGGAAAUGAUUUAAGCAAUUUCACAACAAAAAAUAACAGGUUUCGUUAUGCUUUUUUCAUUGUGAAUUUUAAAAACACUGUAUUGGAGUAAUGAGAAUCACCACUGGCAAUAAUAAUUGUAAAUUUCACAGUGAAAAAAAAAUUAAUGCUCUAAAAAUAGGUCUCAUUUUUAAUUGUGAAAUGUUUCAUAUAUCUGCUUGUUUAUUAAAUAUAUAAUUAAAAUAUACUGUGUUACAGUAAUUUUACAAAAACAUUGAAAAUAAUUUGAAUUGUAUAUUUAAUAAAUAGUUGAAUACAAGUAAUUUCACAAAGAAAAUAAAUCUUAAAGGCCUUUAUAAUGAGUUUCAUUAUGCAAUUCUUUUAUACUUAUAUUUUUAACAUAAUUAUUUAAUAUAUAAUUUAAAAAAAAUACUGUUACAGUGACAAUUGAGAAUGAGAAUUAUAUAUUUAAUAAAUAAUAAUAUAUAAAUCAUGUCAUAAUGAAAAACAAAAUCUUAAUGGCCGUAAAAAUUGGUUUCAUUAUGAAAGAUUUUUUUGCAUAUUAUUGUUUAUUGAAUAGAUAAUAAAAAAUGGCAUAUUGCAGUAAUCAGAAUCACCGUUGAAAGUGAAUUGAGAAUUUAAUAAUUUAAACUAAAUUCAAUUGUGAAGUGAAUUUAUAUAUGUUUUAGGGUUAAAUUUGACUUGGAUGUGUUUUGGUUCAGAUCACGCCUUAUGAAUGUUAAAUCCUGAUUUGUCCAUUGCUUUAUUUUGAAUGAUUUCAGAAAGCCUUAUGAAAGAUAUGUUGAUCAGCCCUUCAUCUUCACCGUUCCCCACUCGAUCAUCUGCGUUUGUUCAUGUGUUUGUCUUGUCGACAAAUGGCUGAAGGAGGAGCGAGCGAGUCGGGCUAAGGGCUAUUUAGACGUUUGGAGAGAGUUUGCGUUCAGUAUCUCUGGAGGUGAAAUGUAUUAUGAUUGUUGACAAUUUGAGAAUUGAUGUCUUUUUCUGGCAGCCAGGAUUCUAAAUGUAUUUUACUACUGAAAUCUAUCCAGACCCUGUGGGGUUUUAAUGGUUAAUGUGGCAGUAUUCAGAAGUGCAAUGACAGAUUCAUCUGUGAUCGAGUGCAAUGACAGAUGCCGGUCUGUUCUGUACGUAGCCUUUGUGUGUUUAUGUCUUCCUUAUUUCCAUUUCCCACCUCUUUUCCCAUUGCCGUAAGUGUAGGAUGUGGAGUAGUAAAGCACUUCAUUGUCACUGUGGGAAACGGUCCGCUGGUUUGGUGGCUUGUGACAGCAGGGUGGACUGUGGGUUAAAGCAACAGUUCACCUAAAAAUGAAAAUGCUUUCAUGUUCUUCCAAAACCAGAUGAUGAUAUUUUCCUGUGAAACACAAAAGCAGAUGUUUGUUUUCCCUACAACAAUCAUUUCAGUCUGUUUCUCCAACAAAUCUGUGGAAGCUCGUUUCCACCACAGGAUAAAAAAAACAAGAGGUAACUGUGACUUUUAUCUCACCAUUCUGACUCUUUUUUUCACGAUUUUGAGGUUCUAUAGAUUUAGAGAGAUUCUCAGGGUUCUGAGAAAAAUACAUCAGAAUUGAGAUGCAAAUUUAGAAUUCUGGAAAAAAAAGUCAGAAUUGAAGAUUUAAACUGAAAAAAAAAACCCCGGCAGAAUUGUCAUAUGUUAAACUAAUAAGUCUGAGAAUGAAGUCAAAAUUGCAAAAUGUAAAUUUAGAAUUCGAGAAAAAUACAUCAGAAUUACAAGACAUAAACUUAGAAUUUUGAGGGAGGAACAACUCAAAAUUGCGAGAUGUAAACUCAGAAUUCUCAGAGAUGUAAGUGUAGAAUUCUGAGAAAAAUGACAGAAUUGUGACGUGAAACUCAAAUUCAAAAGUGCAAGAUCUAAACUCAGAAUUGUCAGACUUACGAAAUUUAAAUACAGAAUUUAAACAAGAAUGGCAUAAUUGCAAAAUGCAAACUCUGUUCUGAGGGGAAAAUAUUGCAAGAUGUAAAUGUAGAAUUCUGAGAAAAAUGACAGAAUUGUGAAAUGUAAACUCAGAAUUUGGAGAGAGAAAAAAAAUCUAAAUUGCAAGAUGCAAACUCAAUUCUUAGGGGGGAAAAUGUAAAAUUGUGAGAAGCUUGGAAUUUUGAGGGGGGGGGUAGUAAAAAUGUGAGAUGUAAACUCAGAAUUCUGAUCUUUUUUUAAAAACAACAGAAUCGUGACAAACUCAAUUGUGAAUUGUAAACGCCGAAUUCCAUGUAAAGUCAAAAUUUUGAGAUGCAAAUUUAGAAUUCUGAAAAAGUCAGAAUUGCAGAUUUAAACUGAAAUUCCAAGAAAAAAAAAAAAGGAAAAAAAACGGCAGAAUUGUGAGAUGUAAACUAAUAAAUCUGAGAAUAAAGUCAAAAUGUAAGUUUAGAAUUCGAGAAAAAUACAUCAGAAUUACAAGACAAACUUAGAAUAAUGAGGGAGGAACAACUCAAAAUUGUGAGAUGUAAACUCAGAAUUCUCAGCGGUGUAAACUCAGAAUUUUGAGAAAAAAAAUCUAAAUUGCAAGAUGCAAACUCAAUUCUUAGGAAAAAAGUAAAAUUGUGAGAAACUGAGGGGGAAAAAAGUCAAAAAUGUGAGAUGUAAAUGCAGAAUUCUGAGAAAAAUACAUCAGAUUUGCAACAUUUAAACUCAGAAUUCUGACUAACUAUGUUAAAAUUGUGACAAACUCAAUUGUGAGAUGCAAAUUUAGAAUUCUGAGGAAAACAAAGUCAGAAUUGCAAGAUGUAUACUCCGAAUUCUAAGAAAAACGGCAUAAUUUCAAGAUGCUGAAUUCUGAGGGGAAAAAGUCAAAAUUGUGAAAAACUAAAAAAAAUGGCAGAAUUGCUAGGUGUAAACUUGCAACUGCAAGAAAAAAAUACUUAUAGGGAGAUGUGAGAAAUGAGAAAAAUGGCAGAAUUGCGAGAUAAAACGUCGCAAUUACCUUUUUUAUUGUAUUAUUCAAGCUUCCGCAUCUAUCUUGAUUUUAUAAGACUUCAAAUAUAGCACAACAGCCACUUCCAGGAAAAAUAACAGCAUGGUGUGGAAUGACAUGAGGAUUUGGGGUGAAUUACUGCUUUAAAAGUAGAACUAGAGUCAAGUUACCACGAAACCAAGAGAAGCUACGAGAACCAAGGAACAUCAUCCUAUAUUUUGAUGUCGCUCUCUUUACUUUGAAAACGUCAGCGCUUUCUUCUCUAAACCUCGGUGGUUUCAUCCUGCGCGAUCUGACCAGGGAAAGGGUUACGAUGCGACGUAUGUACUGAAGAUCUCCAGAGUUUCCUUUGUAUAGACUCCCUCUUGUAUCAUAACCUGAAGGUCUGUAGCGUUUGGCACUUGUAUGUAAUAGUAUGCCUUUGUUAUACAUUUGUAUAUUGAGAAGUGUGUUUCGAGUCAAGCUAUUUAAUAUCUUGCACUGUUAAUACCAUGUACGUUUCUGUACAGUUUUACUGUUUUAACUGUAGUGUCUGUGUACAUUCGGAAGGUAGAAGCAUGUCCAUUUUCUUAUCCGUUCUUUUGUGUUUCGUUCUUGCAUAGAAGUUAGUUUUGAUUCAGUUUUUCAUACUUUUUCAUUCUCGUCUUUGUGCAUUUCUGUUCAACUGUGCUUGUACCAGGUUUUCUUUUUUUUUCUUUUUUUAUAAUGUGGUAUUUUCCAAUCUGUACAUGAACUGUAAAGUUUUAUGGAUCUUUACAAAAAUGUUCAGAGAUGUUUGUAAAGACGAGCAAAAGAGAGAGAGAGUGUCAAAGCUUAACGGGAAGUUCUAUCAUAUUUAUUAAGCUCAUCAGAAGAUGGACCGUGUGUAAUUUAUUGUACAAAUGUAAGCAGAAAAGCCUUUGAAAUAAAUGCCAUAGUUUGUGA